CUGUAGGGGCGGCCCCGGUUUCCGCCAUGUCGGGGCUCUCGGCGGAGCCGACACCGGAGCUGCUGGGCCGCUGGGAACGGGAGCAGGCCCGGCUGCGGGCCCGCGUGGUGGAGGAGGACACGGAGGGGUGGCAGAAGGAUCCGGGAUUCGCGGGACUGGAGAGAGUGGGAGGUGUGGAUCUGUCCUAUGUCAAAGGAGAGGAGACCAGAGCCUGCGCCUCACUCGUGGUGCUCAGCUUCCCCGCGCUGCAGGUGCUGUACGAGGACUGCCGGAUGGUGGCUGUGGGUGCCCCCUACCUGGCAGGAUUCUUGGCCUUCAGAGAGGUCCCUUUCCUGGUGGAAGCUCUUCAGAGACUUCAGCAGGAGCAGCCCAGUCUCAAACCUCAGGUUCUUCUUGUAGAUGGGAAUGGCCUGCUCCAUCCCAGAGGAUUUGGUGUGGCCUGUCACCUCGGAGUCCUGACAGAUCUACCAUGCAUUGGAGUGGCCAAGAAUCUCUUGCAUGUGGAUGGUUUGGCCAAGGAUGAGCUGCACAAAGAGCAGAUUCGUUCCCUGCAGAGGGAAGGAGAUUCAUUCCCCCUGACAGGCACUUCAGGGAGAGUCCUGGGCAUGGCCCUGCGUAGCCACCACAGGAGCUUUAGGCCCCUCUAUGUCUCUGUGGGUCACAGGGUGUGUCUGGGGACAGCCGUGCGUCUGGUCCAGUCCUGCUGCAGGUACCGGAUCCCGGAGCCCAUCCGCCAGGCUGAUAUGAGGUCGAGGGAGUAUAUUCGGAAGCAGCUGUGUUCACCACUGGGGGUCCUGUCUGCAGGGCCAGAGAGAAAAAAGGAGGAGGAAUUGGAUGAUUAGGCUAAUGCCAGAAGAAACUGCUGGGCCCAACCUCGCUGGAUCCUCUCCUCCCCUAAGACUGUGGUUCUGAUGAGUGCAACAGCUGAGAGCCACCCCAAGGCAGGGCCGUGUCCCUCAGGACCACUCCAGCCACUGUGCAUGGUUCUGGUGGGUAGGCAGACCAGCUUCUCUUCAAGGAUAAUGCUUCGAAGGUAUUUCUCAGGGUUGAUUUUUAAGCACUGUAAAAAUAUUUGUGUAAAUAAACACCCAGUUGUCAUUUUGCAACAA
Calypte anna (Anna's hummingbird) is the source of this 1109-nucleotide messenger RNA. It is a transcript of the gene ENDOV, whose product is annotated as endonuclease V. NCBI's taxonomy places the organism in Eukaryota, Metazoa, Chordata, Aves, Apodiformes, Trochilidae. The record is from RefSeq and is a predicted model, not a curated record. Gene Ontology annotation, cellular component: nucleolus; cytoplasm. Gene Ontology annotation, molecular function: single-stranded RNA binding; RNA endonuclease activity producing 5'-phosphomonoesters, hydrolytic mechanism. Gene Ontology annotation, biological process: DNA repair. Bases 27 to 842 code for a protein of 271 amino acids. The transcript is spliced from 9 exons.